Sorex fumeus (smoky shrew) is the source of this 1676-nucleotide messenger RNA. RefSeq names its product cyclin dependent kinase 9 (gene CDK9). Gene Ontology annotation, molecular function: cyclin-dependent protein serine/threonine kinase activity; ATP binding. Gene Ontology annotation, biological process: protein phosphorylation. The coding region runs from base 64 to 1182 and encodes 372 amino acids. The transcript is spliced from 7 exons. Gene Ontology annotation, cellular component: nucleus. The record is from RefSeq and is a predicted model, not a curated record. NCBI's taxonomy places the organism in Eukaryota, Metazoa, Chordata, Mammalia, Eulipotyphla, Soricidae.
GCGGCGGGGGCGGGCGCGGCGGGGGCGGCGGGGGGCGGCGGCGGCGGCGCGCUGGAAGCGGCCAUGGCCAAGCAGUACGACUCGGUGGAGUGCCCCUUUUGUGACGAGGUGACCAAGUACGAGAAGCUGGCGAAGAUCGGCCAGGGCACCUUCGGGGAGGUGUUUAAGGCCAAGCAUCGCAAGACCGGCCAGAAGGUGGCUCUCAAGAAAGUGCUGAUGGAGAACGAGAAAGAGGGGUUCCCCAUUACAGCUUUGAGGGAAAUCAAGAUCCUUCAGCUCCUAAAGCACGAGAACGUCGUCAACUUGAUUGAGAUCUGUCGGACCAAAGCUUCCCCUUAUAACCGCUGCAAGGGGAGCAUCUACCUGGUGUUCGAUUUCUGCGAGCAUGACCUGGCGGGCCUGCUGAGCAACGUGUUGGUCAAGUUCACGCUGGCCGAGAUCAAGCGGGUCAUGCAGAUGCUGCUCAACGGCCUCUACUACAUCCACCGCAACAAGAUCCUGCACAGGGACAUGAAGGCCGCCAAUGUGCUCAUCACCCGAGACGGGGUCUUGAAGCUGGCCGACUUCGGGCUGGCCCGGGCCUUCAGCCUGGCUAAGAACAGUCAGCCCAACCGCUACACCAACCGCGUGGUGACGCUCUGGUACCGGCCCCCGGAGCUGUUGCUCGGGGAGCGGGACUACGGCCCCCCCAUUGACCUGUGGGGUGCCGGGUGCAUCAUGGCGGAGAUGUGGACCCGCAGCCCUAUCAUGCAGGGCAACACGGAGCAGCACCAGCUCGCCCUCAUCAGCCAGCUCUGUGGCUCCAUCACCCCGGAGGUCUGGCCAAAUGUGGACAAGUACGAGCUGUUUGAGAAGCUGGAGCUGGUCAAGGGCCAGAAGCGGAAGGUGAAGGACAGGCUGAAGGCCUACGUGCGCGACCCCUACGCGCUGGACCUCAUCGACAAGCUGCUGGUGCUGGACCCGGCACAGCGCAUCGACAGCGACGACGCCCUGAACCAUGACUUCUUCUGGUCCGACCCGAUGCCCUCGGACCUCAAGGGCAUGCUGUCCACCCACCUGACGUCCAUGUUCGAGUACCUGGCGCCGCCACGCCGGAAGGGCAGUCAGAUCACGCAGCAGGCCACCAACCAGAGCCGCAACCCCGCCACCACCAACCAGACGGAGUUCGAGCGUGUCUUCUGAGCAUUGCGGCUCGCCGCCGGGACUGCCUGCCUGCCGGGGGCCACGGGGGGUCUGCGUUCCCCCCUCUCCACACACAUUAUUUAAUCCCCACCCAGGGCUCUGGCAGCCCGGCCCAGCAGGCUGGAGGGCCUCGAAGAAGUCUCGGAGGGGUGCCAGGCCCACCUCGCUUUGUUGUUGGGUUUUGGUGGGGGUGCCGUCCGGGGGAAUCCCGCGGCUGGCGGGGGGGUGGGCAGAGAGCCUCCCCGAGUCCCCAGUGACUUGCUAAGUGUUCUUAGCAUUGUGGCAAGAGGGAAGGGGUCCUUCUCAUUUGAGAGGCGGAAGUGGGGCGCCGGCCUGGGAAGGGCCUGCCCUUGGUCUGACCUCCCCACAGGUACUGGGGCUGGUCAGUGCUUGGUUUCUUCGAUAGGCUAUUACCGUGGGUUUUGCGUUGGAUUGUUUGGAGACCUCCCUGAAUGCAGUUAGGUCCGUUGCGAUUAAAGUUGUCUUUUUCAGUA